This is a messenger RNA of Trematomus bernacchii (emerald rockcod), 1657 nucleotides long. Its product is annotated as multiple inositol polyphosphate phosphatase 1-like. NCBI's taxonomy places the organism in Eukaryota, Metazoa, Chordata, Actinopteri, Perciformes, Nototheniidae. Bases 56 to 1447 code for a protein of 463 amino acids. Gene Ontology annotation, molecular function: acid phosphatase activity; inositol phosphate phosphatase activity. The record is from RefSeq and is a predicted model, not a curated record. The transcript is spliced from 5 exons.
UGUGGGGUCGGGAGCACGCGGCCAUACAAACAAAAAGUAGCCUACAUGUCUCAUCAUGCCGGUCGUUUUGUGGAAAAACAUUGUUGUUUUUAUCACGAUCUCAACUAGCUUUGUCAUCUGUUUUCGUGACUCUGUGAAUCAUGAGGACAAUUUGGACAUACCAGCAAUCGCCAAAUAUUUCACCACGAAAGGAAGGUAUGAGGAAGUGAACCCGUAUCUCAUAAAGGACAUACUCGCUGUAAACACAUCUAUCCUUCAGCUUCCAUCUGCACAAUGUCAACCAUUUCAUCUGACGGCCAUAAUAAGACAUGGCACGAGGUACCCGACGAGCAAAAACGCCAAGAAGAUGCAGAAACUGUACGAGCUGGUCAUGAGCAGCGCCUCGGGCAAAGAGAGCUGGCUGCGGGAAAUCAAGAGUCAGUGGCGGAUGUGGUACACUGAGGACAUGGACGGCAGACUGGUGCAGAAAGGUGUGGAGGAUCACAAGCAUCUGGCCAUCAGGCUGUCAAAGCUGUUCCCCUCUCUGAUCUCAGAGGAGAAGCUCCGAGGAGGAUUCAUCAAAUUCAUAACCAGCUCAAAGCACAGGUGUGUCAACAGCACGCUGUCCUUCAAGGCAGGACUGACAGAGCUGUGGGCGAUUACAGAUAAGGAGUUUGACCACGCAGUGAAUGAUGCUCUCAUGAGGUUCUUUGACCAUUGCACCAGGUUUGUGCAGGAAGUUGAUCAGAACCGCACAGCUCUGUCAGAGGUAGUCAAGUUCAGACAGGGACCAGAAAUGAGGAGGGUCACGGAGAAGAUUGCAGACCGUCUCAGAGUCCCCUACAAUACCAUCAAUGACGAUAUGGCCGAAGCUGCAUUUUAUUUGUGUGCUUAUGAGUUUGCCAUCAAGACCGUGAACUCCCCCUGGUGUCAGCUUUUUGAUGAGGUGGAUGCACAGGUUAUGGAGUAUGCCAACGACCUAAAGCAAUUCUGGAAAAGAGGUUACGGUUAUGAUAUUAACAGCAAAGCGAGCUGCAUUCUCUUCCAUGACGUGUUUAGUCGACUGAACAAAGCAGCCGAUGAGAACAAGUCAGAUCAGCAGGUGACUGAAGCUGUGACAGUCCAGGUGGGCCAUGCAGAGACCCUCCUGCCACUUCUCACUCUUCUGGGCUUCUUCAAGAACAACGGAUCAAUCACUUCCACCAACUACGCCACACAGACCCAACGCUCCUUCCGCACCAGCCACAUGUUGCCCUAUGCAGCUAACCUCCUCCUGGUGCUGUACGACUGUGGAGCCGGAGACCUGAGGCUGCAGGCGCUGCUCAACGAGAAGCCUGUGACUUUCCCCGGGUUGAGCGACCAGCAGGCCUCCAUGCCUCGAUAUGAAGACGUCAAAGAGAACUACAGGGAGCUGCUCAAAGGCUGUGAUUUUGAGACCGAAUGUCAGCUAUCCAAGAGUCCUGCUUAACUCUGGGUAGACAGGGAAGAUCCAGGAAAAGAGGUCAUUAUAGUGGCUUUAAUGUAUUUUAAUUGCAAAAGGUGUGAACAUUGUGGUCCCCAUAAAGGAGUGUCAGAGUCUAAGGCGCCGUUUACACGAGGAGAAAACUGCUUGUAUCUGCAUAGUUUCGCGUGCGUAUAGCCCUAUUAUUUACACGAGGCCGAUAGAAACUGACCCCAC